Messenger RNA from Prunus armeniaca (apricot), 705 nucleotides. The record is from the annotation of a GenBank genome assembly. Lineage: Eukaryota; Viridiplantae; Streptophyta; Magnoliopsida; Rosales; Rosaceae.
AUGGAGCUCCAAUUGGGUCUUUCUCUGGCUCUUCCAGUUCACAAUCCUGUUAAAGGGUUUGACAUGAGCAACCGUGGGGAUGGGGUUGAGAAGAAAGAGAUAUUGGUGGGUUUGGAAAGCAUAAAAAAACAAGUUCGAAACAAGCGCAGUUUUGAUGUGGCUUUUGAUGAGAGUGCCGGAAAUGAGUCUAAAAUGUUGCCCUUGUUAUUGUGGAGUGGCCAGCCAAAUGAGGAAGAUGAUGAGAAAGGGCAAAAGAGAAGAGACUCUGUCAGUGUCAUUACCAAAAAUGAAGGAGAAGGAAACCAUGUAGUUGGGUGGCCACCAAUAAAAUCAUGGAGGAAAAAGAUGCUUCAUCAACACCACUCCGUCGGCCAUGAUCAUCAUCAUCAUCAGUACCCUCAUCACCAGAAUCAGUUAUUGGUAGCUAAUUCCAUGUCCAUGUUGGUAAAGGUGAAGAUGGAAGGGGUGGGAAUUGUGAGGAAGAUCGAUAUAAGGCCUCAUCACUCUUAUCAGACGCUCAAAGACACCUUGAUAACCAUGUUUUCCAAAUGCAAAAGAUCAGGUGGCAAAGAGGGUGGCGCAGGUGCAGAAUAUAUACUUGCUUAUCAGGACAAACAAGGAGCUUGGCUGCUCGUUGCCGAUGUUCCCUGGCAAACCUUCAUCAAGUCCGUGCAGCGCCUGCAGAUACUGAGGAAUGGAUGUUGA